Thlaspi arvense is the source of this 1374-nucleotide messenger RNA. The record is from the annotation of a GenBank genome assembly. NCBI's taxonomy places the organism in Eukaryota, Viridiplantae, Streptophyta, Magnoliopsida, Brassicales, Brassicaceae.
UUAGAUCGUUCUUCUUCCACGAGUUCUGUCCAGAAGCAGAGAGAGAGAUAGAAAAUUAAAUUAUUUAAAAACAAAGUAUAUUUACUUCCCUUUGUUCAGACGUUUCUUUAUUAUUCUUCUUGAUCGUGUUGAGAAAUCAAGUUCAUCUCAUCAUUUCACUGUUCUCUUAUCUCUCUCUCUAUUUUUUUUGUCUUUAUUUUAAGUUCUUUUGACUUUAGAAUUUUCGAUCAGAAAACAAAAAAAAAUGAUGAAAAUGAUAACCGGAACAACCACGACCACUUCCGCCACCACCGCGGGCGAUGGUGAAUGGGAGCUUCGACCUGGAGGAAUGGUUGUACAGAGACGAACAGAUCAUAGCUCCAACGUACCACGUAUCAUUCGGGUCCGGGUCAAAUACGGGUCGGUUCACCACGAGAUCAGUAUCAACUCUCAAUCUACUUUCGGGGAAUUAAAGAAGAUACUAUCUGAUGAGACAGGAAUCCAUCACCAAGACAUGAAGAUUCUAUACAAAGACAAAGAAAGAGAUUCGAAGAUGUUUCUUGAUCUUUCUGGUGUCAAAGAUCGUUCGAAACUGAUUCUCAAAGAAGAUCCGGUUUUUCAUGAGAAACGACUCCUGGAGCUGAGGAAAAUCGCCGCCAAAGGGAAAGCCAUUAAAGCAAUCUCCGAAAUUAGCUUAGAAGUCGAUAGACUCGCCGGAAAACUGUCGGCUUUUGAUACAGUAAUUGGUAAAGGAGGGAAAGUUGAAGAGAAGAAUGUGGAGAAUUUGAUGGAAAUGUUGAUGAAUCAGUUGGUGAAGCUCGAUGCGAUCUUAGGCGAUGGAGACGUUAAACUGAAGAAGAGGAUUCAGGAGGAGAGAUUACAUAAUUACGUUGAGGCACUCGACGUGUUGAAGAUCAAGAACUCAAUGCAACCGCAGCCGCAAACGCAACCACAAUACAAGGAACGAGAUCUGGUGACACUUGAAGAGGAAGCGUCGAGGAAACGCACCGCUUCCUCGGCAGGUCCUCCGGUGAUCAUAACGACGAGAUGGGAAACGUUUGAUUCAAAUACCACUUCCACGGCCGAGGCCAAAUCGCUUAAACCUGUCCAUCAAAAAUUCAAAUGGGAGUUAUUUGAUUAAGCUAUAUCCUGUAUAUAUAUACUACACCUUACACGAUAAUAUCUAAUAUAAUUUAUUUUUUUUCAGAAUUUUGUAAUAUAUGUGGGUUCUCUCUCCGUUUCUGUAUUAUUUGUGGUUGAUCUUUUACGUCAGUCUAGCAAAUUUUAUUUUAUGUCGUGUGUUUUAGGAAUGUAACCUCUAGAAUAGCUUCAACGAAUAGUGAUACCAUGUAUACUCUAUAAAUCAUUGUGUGAGAUUAAUGUUUUACGUUGGCA